GCCUUUUCAAAUGUUUUUCAGACUGAAGAACACAGGAGGGAGCAAACGGGCAUCAGUUGUUCAAAUUGCAAACAGCUGAAAGACAGACUGCUGGCAAUGGAGAGGGACAACCAGAGGCUGAUUCGCCAGCUGGACGCAAUCCACGAUCUAAAAGAUAUGCUGAAAGCCUGUGCUCCACCAGCCAGCCAGCCUCUGCAGACUGCCCCACCAGCCAGCCAGCCUCUGCAGGGUGCCCCACCAGCCAGCCAGCCUCUGCAGGGUGCCCCACCAGCCAGCCAGACCCAGGACCCUUCAAGUGAUGAUAUGGUCAUUGGGGAAGGAAUUGUUGUGAAAAGAGCUAAGGUCAUGAGGUGCAACCACAGCAGUCCCUCAAAACUUGUCUGCGACCUCCUGUCCGUACUUUACACCAGAAGGGAGCUGGCCACAAUGUCCUUGACGGGGCAAAAGGGCAGUGCCAAAGAGGCUGUAAAGCCUCCUUUGCCUCCCAACGCACUCAAUGCCAUAUUUGACUACACACUUCAGAAAUUUCCUGGAGCGGAUGUGGCCACUCUGCGAGGAGCCAUCAGGAAUAAACUCAAUAACGAGAGCAAGGUGUUCAAGAAGUAA
Engraulis encrasicolus (European anchovy) is the source of this 606-nucleotide messenger RNA. RefSeq names its product BEN domain-containing protein 6-like. The coding region runs from base 97 to 606 and encodes 169 amino acids. The transcript has 5 exons. Gene Ontology annotation, biological process: negative regulation of Notch signaling pathway; positive regulation of neuron differentiation. Gene Ontology annotation, molecular function: DNA binding; transcription corepressor activity. Gene Ontology annotation, cellular component: nucleus. The record is from RefSeq and is a predicted model, not a curated record. NCBI's taxonomy places the organism in Eukaryota, Metazoa, Chordata, Actinopteri, Clupeiformes, Engraulidae.